Molecule: messenger RNA, 1285 nt
Organism: Andrographis paniculata
Lineage: Eukaryota; Viridiplantae; Streptophyta; Magnoliopsida; Lamiales; Acanthaceae
Product: probable 1-acylglycerol-3-phosphate O-acyltransferase
Exons: 8
Coding region: 23-1264 (413 amino acids)
Molecular function (GO): A2-type glycerophospholipase activity
Source: RefSeq, a predicted model, not a curated record
ACUCGUCAAAUCAUCAUUCAAAAUGGCGGAGGAAGGAAGCUCAUCCGCCGCCGCUGCCGAAAGGAAGAAACGCUUGCUAUGGCCCAAGGUGUUGCGGUGGAAACCGACCUCUACCGACCACAUCAUCGCCUCCGAGAAGCGCCUGCUGUCUCUCCUCAAGACUCCCUACCAGCAGGAGCGAGUUGAUAUCGGGUCGUGUCCGCCGGGAUCGAAUAUCCGGUGGUUCCGGUCGUCUAGCAAUGCUCCGAGAUUCAUAAAUACUGUGACGUUUGAUAGCAGAGAGGGGUCUCCGACUCUGGUUUUGGUGCAUGGAUAUGGCGCUUCUCAAGGCUUCUUCUUCCGCAACUUUGACGCGCUUGCAAAACAUUUCAAAGUGAUAGCGAUCGAUCAGCUUGGUUGGGGUGGAUCCAGUAGGCCUGAUUUCAAAUGUAAAAGCACUGAAGAAACUGAGGCAUGGUUUAUUGACUCCUUUGAGGAAUGGCGCAAGGCGAAAGGCCUUACGAACUUCAUUUUACUCGGGCAUUCUUUUGGAGGAUAUGUUGCUUCUAAAUACGCACACAAGCAUCCCGAGCACAUUCAGCACUUGAUUUUAGUGGGACCUGCUGGAUUUGCUUCAGAAACGGAACAUCAGACUGAAGCUCUCACUCGAUUUAGAUCAACCUGGAAAGGUGUGAUUAUAAAUCAUCUAUGGGAGUCGAAUUUUACUCCGCAAAAGCUUAUAAGGGGUUUAGGUCCUUGGGGUAAAGGCCUCGUUCGCAGAUACACAAGUUCUAGGUUCGGCUCGUAUUCAGAAGCAAGUUUGUUGAGCGAGGAAGAAUCAAGAUUACUUACAGAUUACAUGUACCAUACCCUGGCAGCUAAAGCCAGCGGCGAACUGUGCUUAAAGUAUAUAUUCUCCUUCGGAGCCUUUCCUCGGGUGUCUCUGUUGCAAUGUGCAUCCAAAUGGAAAGUGCCGACUACGUUCGUAUACGGCGUCGGGGAUUGGAUGAACUACCAAGGAGCAGUGGCAGCUCGCAAGAAAAUGAAGGUUCCUUGCGAGAUCAUCAGGGUUCCCCAGGUUGUAAUUUUAAUGUCCAGAGAUUCAAUGGUGCCUUCUUUUUCAUGCUAUAUCGAUUGUUUUUAUAUGCAGGCCGGUCAUUUCGUGUUUAUAGAUUAUCCCCUGGCUUUCCAUUCAGCUGUGGUGUAUGCUUGCCGGAAAAUUUUGUUGCCCGAGUCCGGCCAAGACUCCGCCGGCAGCCUCCCGGAGGGCCUUAUAUCUGUAUAACAAUUAACUCAGGUUUUUUAU